UCCCCGCUCCCCACUCCCGGUGAGAUGGUGUUCUCCUUACUGCGCUUCAUCCUGUCAGCUCACGGCUCCAUGGAGUCCGAACCAGAGCGGGACUUCCAGCCGUGGCGCGACUACAUGGGCUUGGCGGACACGGUGCGCGCUAUGAGGGAGGGGAGCCGGCCGCCGCCGCCGCGACACCGCGUGGAGGACCGCGAGCACGACCCGGCCGAGAGUCUCCCCGAUCCCGGGACGUCUGUGAUGAGCCCACCGAGAGCCUCCGGCGCCGUGCACCCUCCACCUGCCAAGUUCUGCAACUUCUGCAAACACAACGGCGAGAGUGAGAGCGUGUACACGUCCCACAGGCUGAAGGGGCGCGCCGGACUGGUGGAGUGUCCAUACCUGCGCAGGUACGUGUGCCCGCUGUGCGGGGCCACCGGAGACCGCGCGCACACCAGGCGCUUCUGCCCGCGAGUGGAUCCCGCCUACAAGUCGGUGUACACCCGGUAAUCACGGACACUCAGCGUGGGAGAUAACAGCAUCCAGGGGAGAGGCUUCGAUCAGAGGUCGCAGACAAACCACAGAGGCUGACGUGAUACCGACCCGGUUAUGACGUCAUAAUCAGGCGAAGUGUGAUGUCAUCUUUUAAAAAGGACAAUCUCCGUCAACGACGCUGGACUUUUUUAGACUUUGGUCGUGGCUCUUAAGUUUUAGGUUGUUUUUUUAAGUGAAAUCCGGUCCGUACCGGACUGUAGAGCUCGGCAUGGCGCGAGUUCGACUUCUUCGUUUCUCAUUUGAGCACUUUUUGAUUGUGUGUUUUGCACUUUUUUCGGUGUGUGGUUGUAGAUUUUACUUUUACGUUUGGUUUGUGUGUUUAUUUGAUGCUCGUGCCUUGAACAGACGCCGUCCGACUCGACGCGGUCAAACCGUGACGGGAGGAUUCGAGUAGCUAAACCUUUUACUUCGUCUUUAGAGUUUUUAUAGAUGUUUUGUUUUGUUGAAGCGACGUUGACGUACAGGAGUUUUAUAUCUGUAUAUCUUUAAAAAAAUACGAUUUUGCAUGAC
This is a messenger RNA of Trichomycterus rosablanca, 1041 nucleotides long. It is a transcript of the gene nanos3, whose product is annotated as nanos homolog 3. The record is from RefSeq and is a predicted model, not a curated record. Gene Ontology annotation, molecular function: mRNA binding; zinc ion binding. Gene Ontology annotation, biological process: oogenesis; negative regulation of translation. NCBI's taxonomy places the organism in Eukaryota, Metazoa, Chordata, Actinopteri, Siluriformes, Trichomycteridae. Gene Ontology annotation, cellular component: perinuclear region of cytoplasm. The transcript has 2 exons. The coding region runs from base 25 to 486 and encodes 153 amino acids.